AAGGUUCUUCACACUGCUCGGGGAAGAGCCUGCUAUGGUGGACUGUGAGACUCAGUGCACUGUCCUCCUCCCAGCGACCCCACGCUGGACCCCCUGCUGGACCCUCCACCCUUCGGCCCCCAAGCUUCCCAGGGGCUUCCUUUGGACUGGACUGUCCCUGCUCAUCCAUUCUCCUGCCACCCCCAGACCUCCUCAGCUCCAGGUUGCCACCUCCUCUCGCCAGAGUGAUGAGGUCCCGGCUUCUGCUCUCCGUGGCCCAUCUGCCCACAAUUCGGGAGACCACGGAGGAGAUGCUGCCUGGGGGUCCUGGGCAGGAGCCCCCACCCUCUCCUAGCCUGGAUGACUACGUGAGGUCUAUAUCUCGACUGGCACAGCCCACCUCUGUGCUGGACAAGGCCACGGCCCAGGGCCAACCCAGGCCACCCCACAGGCCAGCCCAGGCCUGCCGGAAGGGCCGCCCUGCCGUGUCCCUGCGAGACAUCACCGCACGUUUCAGUGGCCAGCAGCCCACACUGCCCAUGGCUGAUGCUGUGGACCCCCUGGACUGGCUUUUUGGGGAGUCCCAGGAAAAGCAGCCAAGCCAGAGGGACCUGCCAAGGAGGACUGGCCCCUCUGCUGGCCUCUGGGGUCCACAUAGACAGAUGGAUAGCAGCAAGCCCAGGGGGGCCCCCAGAGGGAGGCUCUGUGAAGCCAGGAUGCCUGGGCACUCCCUGGCAAGACCACUGCAGGAUGGGCAGCAGAGCUCUGACCUAAGAAGCUGGACUUUUGGGCAGCCUGCCCAAGCCAUGGCCUCCUGCCACCGCCCCCGCCCCCGCCCCAGCAGUGUCCUCAGAACACUCUACUCGCACCUCCCGGUGAUCCAUGAACUCUGACCCCUCCCCAAUAAAGGCUUCUGUAAAGAG
This is a messenger RNA of Pan troglodytes (chimpanzee), 902 nucleotides long. It is a transcript of the gene DEPP1, whose product is annotated as DEPP autophagy regulator 1. The record is from RefSeq and is a predicted model, not a curated record. Bases 228 to 872 code for a protein of 214 amino acids. Lineage: Eukaryota; Metazoa; Chordata; Mammalia; Primates; Hominidae. Gene Ontology annotation, cellular component: mitochondrion. The transcript has 2 exons. Gene Ontology annotation, biological process: regulation of autophagy.